AUGGCGCCCGCUCUGCAGCAAACCGAUCUCCUCGUUGACCAGGAUGCGCGUCCAAUCGCCAACGAGGAAGACAGAAGCCAAACGGAGUCUCAGGAUGAUGCAGCCCUCUUGAGAACGAUGGGCUACAAGCCAGUUCUCCAUAGAACUUAUACGUUAUUCGAGAAUUUUGCGACCACGUUCGCCGCUCUUUACUUCGUCGGUGGUGUGCGAGUCACCUUCAGUACCGGUAUUGCCGCAGGUGGUAAUUUGGCCUACUGGACGAGUUACCUAGUCACUAUGGUCUUCACCUAUAUCACCGCAGCGGUCGUGGCAGAGGUAUGCUCUGCAUCUCCAUCUGCAGGUUCGAUUUACCUGUGGGCUGCAGAAGCUGGUGGUCCUCGAUUUGGCCGACUCUUUGGCUUCAUUGUCGCCUGGUGGAGUACGACUGCGUGGACGACCUUUUGCGCCAGUAACACCCAAGCGGCUGUGAACUACAUGCUCUCGGAGUUGACGGUAUUCAACGUCGAUUUCCCCACGGAUACAACGAGUGUCAAGUUCCGUGCGGUGCAAUGGAUCUGCACCGAAAUCCUUCUGGCAUUGGCUGCAAUUCUGAAUUUUAUGCCGCCGAAAUACUUCCGAUAUGUCUUCUGGUUUUCAUCUUUCGUCGUGCUACUCGAUUUCUUCCUGAACAUUAUCUGGCUACCCAUCGGAGCACACAAUACCUGGGGUUUCCGAACCGCUGAAGAAGCCUUCAUGUCAACAUACAACGGCACCGGCGCCCCGCCAGGCUGGAACUGGUGUCUUUCCUACCUCGCGACAGCAGGUAUCCUGAUCGGCUUCGACGCAUCCGGCCACGUCGCCGAGGAGACCAAAAAUGCGUCCGUAACCGCCGCUCGAGGCAUCUUUUGGAGUACAGUCGUGAGUGGAAUCGGGGGACUGGCAACCAUUAUCCUAUUCCUCUUCUGCGCACCUGACCCAGACACCCUCUUCUCAUUUGGCUCCCCGCAGCCAUUCGUCCCCCUCUACGCCGUUGUCCUUGGUAAGGGUGGCCACAUCUUCAUGAACGUUAUCUGCGUCGUCGCCCUCUGGCUCAACACCGCAAUCGCAAUCGUAGCCGCCUCCCGUCUCGUCUUCGCCGUAGCCCGCGAUGGCGUCCUCCCCUUUUCAUCCUGGGUCUCCAAAGUACACGCCGGCCAACCCCGCAACGCUGUCAUCGUCGUCUGGGCAGUAGCAUCCAUAGUCACCUGCACGCUCCUCCCCUCGGACGUCGCAUUCACCUCGCUCGUCUCCGCCGCCGGCGUCCCCAGCGCAGCAGCUUACGGCCUCAUCUGCCUCGCCCGUCUCAUCUGUACCCCAAAACGGUUUCCCAAGCCCCAAUGGAGUCUUGGAAGAUGGAGCAAGCCGUUCCAGUUCAUCGGAGUGUUCUGGAAUGGAUGGGUUGUCGCGGUGCUGUUCUCGCCGUACGAGUUUCCUGUUAGCGGGGCAAAUUUGAACUAUGCUCCGAUUAUCAUGUCUGGUGUUACAAUCUUCGCGAUUAUUUCGUACUUUGUUAUGCCUGAGGAGGCGUGGUUGCCUAGGAACCGUAUCUCGCAUUUCAUCGACAGCAAGGGGGCGCAGACGACUGUUGAAGAGUUGGAACGGCCUUCUGGCGAUGAUCAAGGGGUUAGUAGUUCUCGGUUAUGA
Molecule: messenger RNA, 1662 nt
Organism: Aspergillus alliaceus
Lineage: Eukaryota; Fungi; Ascomycota; Eurotiomycetes; Eurotiales; Aspergillaceae
Product: putative amino acid permease
Exons: 10
Coding region: 1-1662 (553 amino acids)
Biological process (GO): transmembrane transport
Cellular component (GO): membrane
Molecular function (GO): transmembrane transporter activity
Source: RefSeq, a predicted model, not a curated record